Molecule: messenger RNA, 240 nt
Organism: Caenorhabditis bovis
Lineage: Eukaryota; Metazoa; Nematoda; Chromadorea; Rhabditida; Rhabditidae
Source: the annotation of a GenBank genome assembly
AUGCGAAUUCUGUUCCUGCUCUCGUGUCUUCUUGCCUGGGUCCUCGCGGCGCCAAUGAUGGACCGAGACGACGCCAUCCGAUUUUUGGACAACUACUUGCGUCAAUUCGGACCCGAUGACAACUAUAUGUCAUUGAUCAACGAGCACCCGCUCAAUAUUCCAUUGCUAUCCGGAAAAUCGACAAUUUUCAGAUCCAUCAAACGCGGACUGGGUCCUCGUCCGUUGCGAUUCGGCAAAUAG